Messenger RNA from Parastagonospora nodorum SN15, 1654 nucleotides. RefSeq lists its product as hypothetical. The coding region runs from base 1 to 1584 and encodes 527 amino acids. The record is from RefSeq and is a predicted model, not a curated record. Lineage: Eukaryota; Fungi; Ascomycota; Dothideomycetes; Pleosporales; Phaeosphaeriaceae. The transcript is spliced from 2 exons. Gene Ontology annotation, molecular function: monooxygenase activity; heme binding; iron ion binding.
AUGCUGGACACACCCACUGUGUUGAUACUCCUGCUCGGCGUGUCUGUUGCUUACCUGAUUCAGCACUUGGCUCGCUCGAAUAGGACAGGUCGCCCACUGCCUCCAGGUCCCAAAGGAUUACCACUUCUCGGCAAUGUCAAUGACCUACCAAAACCUGGUAUGCUCGAAUGCCACCACUGGCUAGAGCAUAAGGAACUCUAUGGAGAGAUCAGUUCCAUAACAGUUCUUGGUCAGACUUUCAUCAUCAUCAAUGAUGCUCAGCUUGCGCUGGAGCUCCUCAGGGAUAGGCCACAAGCCCAUGCUGCUCGCCCACACAUGGUGUUCAGCAGUGACAUGAUUGGGUGGAACAAUACCCUUGCUAUGAGCCAGUACACGGAUGUUUUCAAGAAGCAUCGAUCAAAUAUCGCAAAGGUUGCUGGUAGCACCACCUCCCUCAACGUAUUCAACCGCGUUCAGGAAGAGGAGUCUGUCCAUUUCCUUCUCAAUGUCCUCGAGUCUCCCGAGAAGUUGUUUGACCACAUCAAGAAGGAAGCUGGCGCCGUCAUCUUGAAGAUCACCUAUGGCUACACUGCCGAGCCCAAGGGUAAAGACAUUCUCGUCGACAUGGCUGGCCAGACCAUGCACGAAUUCUCCGAGUCUACCAUUCCUGGAAAAUGGCCUGUAGACGUCAUGCCCUUCUUGCGAUACCUCCCGGAGUGGAUGCCUGGUACAGCUUUCAAGAAGACUGCUCGUGAUAUGGCUGCUCAAUUGCAGGAGACCACCGAACGACCAUACGCUUUCGUCAAGCAGCAGAUGCGUGAAAAGAAGCACAAGACAUCCUUCCUAUCUCAAGCACUUGAGGAACUCGGCUCUGAUCCCGACAUGGAGCGUAUCCACAAAUGGUCUGCCUCGUCAAUGUACCUCGGUGGCGCCGACACCACCGUAUCAGCUCUGAUGACCUUCUUCCUCGCCAUGACUCUCUUCCCCGACGUCCAGAAGAAAGCUCAAGAGGAGCUCGACAGUGUCCUCGGCAGCGAUCUAGCCGCCAGUGGCGAUCGUGACAAGCUACCAUAUCUCUGGGCGGUUGUUCUGGAGACACACCGAUGGCAUCCGGUCGCGCCUAUGGGACUUCCUCACGCCGCCACCAAGGAAGACAUGAUCCGCGGCUACAGAAUCCCCAAGGGCGCAUUGCUGCUACCGAACAACUGGUGGUUCACCCACGACCCUGCCGUAUACCCCGACCCCAUGGAAUUCCGCCCCGAACGAUUCAUCGAAACACCUACACAUAAGGCCGAGCCUGACCCACGCACCUGGACGUUCGGAUACGGACGUCGUGUGUGCCCUGGACGCUACGUUGCCGACAACGCGCUGUUCCUUACCAUUGCACAGUCAUUGGCCGUCUUCAAGAUCGAGCCAUUGGUUGAGAACGGCAAGGUGGUGAUGCCCGAGGUCAAGUUUGAGCCUGGAGUUGUAAGCCAUCCCGUUCCGUACAGGACGAGCAUCACGCCGAGGAGCGAGGAGCACAAGCAGCGUAUUGUGGAGGCAGAGAAGGAAUACCCUUGGGAAGAGAGCGAUGCGAAAGCUUUGAAGAGUUUGAAAUGGUAGACUUGCGAAAGCAUGCCGGUUAUCCAUAGAUGAAACUAUAGCUCCUUCAACGAAGCAUUUUGUGUAUGAG